UUUUUCUGAGCUGUUCUUCGGAGGGAAAUCUCACACAGGAGCACCUGAUCUACUAUCUGGGGUGUGGUUCAGCCCCAUUCCAGGAGAAGACAGAAGACAAGAGUAAAUCAAGACCUUCUCCCAAAGAGAAUGGCAGAUACAACUUUACCUACUGGCCUUAAGGAUGCCUUCCUAGACGAAGAUUAUGACUAUGAAGAAUUGAUCUUCCAACACAAUUUGCGGAAAACGAUGAACAUUCUCUCUAUGGUCAUCUACAGCAUUGCCUUCUUAUUGGGGGCCAUUGGAAACGGGCUGGUCAUUUUCAUCACUGGCUUCCGUAUGAAGAAGACGGUCAACACCAUCUGGUUCCUCAACUUGGCCAUCGCCGACUUCGCUUUCACCUUUUUCCUGCCACUGAGCAUCGCCUACCUAGCUCUGGACUUUCACUGGCCAUUUGGGGAGGCCAUGUGCAAACUGAACAGCGCCACGGCCUUCCUCAACCUCUACGCCAGCGUUUACCUCCUCACGGUCAUCAGCAUAGACCGCUGUGUUUCGGUGUGGUACCCUGUGUGGGCUCAGAAUCACCGGACCCCUCGCCUGGCUUCCUUUGUGGCUUUGGGGGUUUGGAUCCUGGCGCUGGUGUUGAGCUCGCCAAACAUCCAUUUCAGGAAGACUGCAAUGAGUGAAGACGUGAUCAACUGCUAUAACAAUUUUAGCUGGAAUGCAGAACUGGCCCAAACCACCCAUCGUGCUAUGACUAUCAGCCGUUUCAUCUUUGGCUUUGCUAUCCCCUUCAGUGUCAUUAUUGCUUGCUAUGGGGCGAUUGUUUUGCGGCUGAAGAGGGACCACUUGGCUCCAUCGAGCAAGCCCUUCAGGGUCAUCACCGCAGUGAUUUUGGCCUUUUUCAUCUGCUGGUUCCCCUAUCACGUUUUCUCUUUCCUUGAGAUUCAAGCCUACAAGGACCCAACACUGUUUCCGGUACUCUCAAUUGGUAUUCCUUUGACAUCCAGCUUGGCCUUCAUCAACAGCUGCCUCAACCCCAUCCUGUACGUCUUUAUGGGGCAUGAUUUCAAGGAAAGGCUGAAACGCUCCCUCUUCUCUGUGUUUGAGAACGCCUUCGCUGAAGAGAUCAGCCAGAGUACAACACAGACAAAGACCAAAUCCUCAAUUGAGCUGGACUCCCAAAACUUAUGAAUAUUGCUGACCUUUGUUUCCAAAACUCCCCAACUUCCCCGCAAGACUGUUCAAUGUAUUCAUUCAUCAUUCUAUCUCCCCCCAUCUUUUCAGCAGACGGGUGGACUCCUUACUCUCUUUAGCUCAGUUAUUUCUGCCACAAAUUGGUGGACGUCUUUAGGAAGUUGGUUGCACCGUUUCAUGGAGGGGAAGAUAUGUGCACACAGCUUAUAUACAUCUGAUGUGUUUGUACAUUUCAGCACUCAACGCAUCCUCUGUGCACUUUGUGGAUGAGUCAGAUAUAAUAAAGUGUAAGAACUCUCAUUUGUGUGUGUAUUACACAACUCUCAUUUGCAUGUGUAUUAGCCACAUGCAAUCAAAUGUGGCUGAAGUUGGAAUAUGUCUAGGCUCCCUUGCAAGGAGACUUUUCCACCCCAAAAUUAUUAUGCUGUAAACUAGUGGGGGUAGCAUGGAAAUAUCAAAGAUUUCUUAAUUUAUAUAUAAAGCUAUUUCUCAGUUAUUCUGUCCUGCUCUAAUAUAUGACCAAGAAACAGAACCCAAGAUGGGUCUAUGCAGACAUAUAUUAUUUUGUGUCAGGGUGUUUAGCCCCGUCUGUUAUUUUUUCCUUCUGUCUAGUAUUUUUUUCCUAUUCAUUGUGUAGCUGCAUAAAUCAUGUUUAAUAUUUCUUGUCGAUUACUUAUGCUUUUUUUCAUAUCUCUGAAAUCCUAGUCCUAUUACAUUUCUCAUUAGAGCUGUCAUCCUAUUGAUUGUAUCCAUUUACCGGGCGCAAUCUACCUCGAGCCUCCGUGAGAAAGGUGGACUAUAAAUAACAUAAAUAAAUAAAUCAUUCACGUUUUCCUACAUAUUUUAAUGCCAAUUAC
Eublepharis macularius is the source of this 2033-nucleotide messenger RNA. Its product is annotated as chemerin-like receptor 1. Bases 130 to 1173 code for a protein of 347 amino acids. Lineage: Eukaryota; Metazoa; Chordata; Lepidosauria; Squamata; Eublepharidae. Gene Ontology annotation, biological process: positive regulation of cytosolic calcium ion concentration; phospholipase C-activating G protein-coupled receptor signaling pathway; complement receptor mediated signaling pathway. The record is from RefSeq and is a predicted model, not a curated record. Gene Ontology annotation, cellular component: plasma membrane. Gene Ontology annotation, molecular function: N-formyl peptide receptor activity; complement receptor activity. The transcript has 2 exons.